AUGGCAUUGGGACCACCCAUUCCAGAGUUCAUCAGACAAGAAGGAAUCUUUAUUCAACAAUUAACACCUAUAGGAGGCAGUUUGAUUGGAUCCUUUUUUGUGGGAAUCAUCCCUCUUUUAGUUGUCCUUGUCAUGCUGGGUGUGUUCCGUUUACCAGCUUACUACUCAGCUCUUUCUGGAUUAAUUGUAUGUAUCUUCAUAGCCAUAUUCGGUUGGCAAAUGCCUGCUCUACUAGCAUUCGAAGCAAUUGGAAAUGGCAUAGUCUACGCCAAUUGGCCUAUCAUGUGGAUUGUCUUCAAUGCAAUGUUUAUCUACAACAUUACGGUCCAUUCCGGCAUUUUUCAUCUAUUUCGACGCUGGAUGAUUUCAAGUACGCCACCUGAUCUGAGAGUGAUUUUGCUGAUCAUUGGUUUUUGUUUUGGUGCUUUGUUGGAAGGAGUUGCUGGGUUUGGCGUACCUGGAGCUAUCUGUUCCUCAAUGAUGGUAUCAUUAGGAUUCAAACCAGAAGAUGCACUGGUUUUUACACUUAUUUUUGAUACAACGCCAGUUGCCUUUGGUGCGUUAGGUAUCCCUGUAACAACAUUGGCUUCCCUUACUGGCCUUCCUGUUCUGUCGCUGUCUGCCAUGAUGGGGAGACAAUUACCGUUUGUUAGUGUCUUUUUGCCUAUUUAUGCUCUCUUGUUUUACGCAGGUCCCCGCGCAGGCUUGAUUGAAUGCUGGCCUAUUGCAGUCGUCGCGGGUAUCUCUUUUGCUCUUGUUCAAAGUGUGUUUGCCAAUUUUGUAGGACCAGAACUUCCAGAUUUGAUGGCAGGUCUAGCAUCGCUAAUAGCUGUGGUUUCGUUUGUUCAAUAUUGGAAGCCACCUUAUCGAGCAGAAUAUGAAGCCAAUCUGGAUUUUAUUUUAUCUAGCGAAAUAUCGCUCUCCAUAAAUAAAAAUUGCCUGUCGCCAAAAGGAGAAGAGCAAGGACGCAAGACCUUGCCGAACACAGAAUUAAAACUGACUUGGAAACAGAUUGCAUUAGCUUGGUGUCCAUGGCUGACCAUUGUGUUGGUUGUGAUUGUAUGGUCGUUUGCUCAGGUUUCGCGAAUAGGUCAGAUCUACGUUGAAUGGCCGUAUUUACAUCAGCAGGUUUGGCUGACGCUUUACGGUAAAAAAUAUGACGCAGUAUGGGUAUUUCAACCAUUGGCAACAGGGACAGCUAUUUUAGUAGCAUCAAUUCCUUUUUCAGUCAUUGUUGUGCUAGUAUAUGGACUUAAUAGCCAAAUUUUUUCUUUGGCUCUACGUGAUACUAUUGUACAACUAUAUAAACCUAUACUCACUGUAUCCUUAAUAAUGGCAUUCGCAUAUCUUUUUAAUUAUUCAGGCAUUGUGUAUACUAUUGGAUACCAGCUAGCGUCAGUUGGCCGUGCGUUUCCUUUUCUUUCUGCCUGGCUAGGAUGGGUUGCUUGCUUUUUAUCCGGAAGCGAUACGUCUGCAAAUACCUUGUUUGGAAAUCUACAGGUUGUGGCAGCAAGAGAGAUUGGACUCUCUGCUGUAUUGAUGGCUAGUACAAAUUCGAGUGGAGCUGUUACGUCCAAAAUGAUCUCUCCUCAAAACUUAACAACAGGUGUUUCUACAAUUGGGUUGCAAGGGCAAGAGGGACGUAUCUUACGUCGAACUAUUCUACACUCGAUCUUUAUGUGUUGUAUAAUGGGUACUAUAGCCUGCAUACAGCAAUACGCAGUGCCGGGUAUGAUCCCUUCCGAGUCCUGA
Molecule: messenger RNA, 1752 nt
Organism: Gilbertella persicaria
Lineage: Eukaryota; Fungi; Mucoromycota; Mucoromycetes; Mucorales; Choanephoraceae
Product: lactate permease
Exons: 8
Coding region: 1-1752 (583 amino acids)
Biological process (GO): lactate transport
Cellular component (GO): plasma membrane
Molecular function (GO): lactate transmembrane transporter activity; solute:proton symporter activity
Source: RefSeq, a predicted model, not a curated record